Messenger RNA from Rosa rugosa (rugosa rose), 2122 nucleotides. RefSeq lists its product as uncharacterized. The record is from RefSeq and is a predicted model, not a curated record. Bases 989 to 2035 code for a protein of 348 amino acids. The transcript is spliced from 3 exons. Gene Ontology annotation, molecular function: S-adenosylmethionine-dependent methyltransferase activity. NCBI's taxonomy places the organism in Eukaryota, Viridiplantae, Streptophyta, Magnoliopsida, Rosales, Rosaceae.
CCAGACCCAAAAUCUCAUACUUCUAUCACCACCCCUGUGCGCUCUUCUUAAGUAGAGGACCUGGGUCUAUGUAUGAAUCUGAGUAUUUCAUACCAUAUCAACGAAAUCAAUUACCACAACAUCAAAAUAGAAUCUCAAAAUGAGCACAAUCACCAUUGCUUCUUCCCUAAAACUCUAUGAAAAUUUCAAAAAAUCAAGAGCUCCCAUCAAACCCAUUGAAACCCACUUAAGAGUAUUGUUAAGGGUGCUGAUUGCUGAGUGAAUUGUAUUUCGUCUAGGUUUGAUAGCAUGGUAUCAGAGUCUCCAUGGCUCACGCUGAUACAUGAUCAUCUAUCCGUCGGCGCUGCUUCUUCGAUUGGUUUUGGGCGAUUUCCAGUUCAAGAUUCGAGCUCCUUCAUUUGUUUGAUUAAUUUUACUUGAUUAUAUCAUCUUUAUCUGGGCUUGUUCUUCAUCGGUUCAUCCCUUGAAUUUUGGGAUAUGCAUUUUGGAUUGAGCUUUUUCUGGGUCAAUCACUGAUGAUUUUCAAUAAAGAGGAAUCGGAGAGUGAUCACUACGAAGGAGAGAGAAAGACAAAAGAAAGAUGGGCAGUGAAAGGAAAAAACAAAGCAUGAGUUAGUUGUAGGCCAUUGGAUUCAAUACCGACACGUGUCUUAAUCUUCUUCAAAGCUUCGGUAGGUUAGGCAAAAUAUAAGAUUAGGAGAGGAUCCUCUCCCAUAUAAUUAAGCCCCUCUUCCCACCUCUGGCUAGCUCUUUUCAUCUUCUACCUUCUUCAACAAGUAGAAAAAGCCCAAAUCUAAUUGCAGGCAAAAAAAACUAAACUAGAUCGGGACAAACUCACUAUAUCCACCAGAAAAGGCCUAGAGAAAAAACUAUUUUCUAGGAUUGCUGGACCAAUUAGCAGCUCAAUUAUGGUCCAAAGGAGAACCUAGCCCAAGGUCGAAGCCCAAAAAGGCCAACCCGGCCGAAACCCAUCUCCACCCCGUGCAGCAUGUAUGCCCGUGCAACGGCCACGACCCCGGUCGCCGCCCUUCGAGGAAACCUCACCUCCCAUCGCCGCCGCCAUCUAAGCAAACGAGUCUGGAUGCCCAUCAGGCCCGAGCCAAUCGGGUAUGGGACACCAAACACACCCCGCCGUCUACUGCAUGCCAACGACGCCUCCACAACCUCCGACCAGCGUCCCCGGAACUCUGCCGCUACCAUCUUUUCCGCCAACGAGGAUCGAAAAGGGAUGAACGCUGGCCAACCAAUGGAAGUGGCAGGUCUAUUUGACAAGCAAGCAGAGAUAUACGUAAAAGGUCGGCCAACAUAUCCCAAGGAAUGGUAUUCUAUGCUGGCUGCUCUCACCCCACAACACUCUUUAGCUUGGGAUAUUGGCACUGGCAAUGGCCAAGCUACCGUUGGUCUUUUAGAGCAUUACGACCAAGUAGUUGCAAGUGACAUAAGUGAAGCACAAUUGAAAUAUGCCAUCCAACACCCUCGAGUUCGAUACAUUCACACUCCAGCAUCAAUCUCAGACGAUGAAAUGGUAAACUUAAUAGGGGGCGGUCAAGAAAAUUCAGUUGAUUUGGUUACAGUGGCUGCUGCCAUUCACUGGUUUGAUCUCCCACGCUUCUACUCGCUUGUCAAACGCCUUCUGCGACAACCAGGAGGCAUAAUCGCUGUUUGGUGCUACAAUGGCAUGGUCGUAAGCCCCGACUUUGAUCUUGUAAUGAAGCGUUUACACGAAAGUUGUCUACCAUUUUGGGACCCGAGGACAAAGUACGCAUGGGAGGGUUAUACGACACUUCCUUUUCCAUUUGAGAGCGUUGGAUUGGGUCGUGAAGGUGAACCUAUCACACUUGAAAUACCAAAGGAAUUGUCAUUUCAGGGGGUUGAGAGGAUGUUGAGGUCUUUCUCUGCAGUCGCUACAGCUAAAGACCGGGGUGUGGAUUUGUUGUCUGAAGAUGUGAUUAAAGAGCUUCACAAAGCUUGGGGUGCGCAUGAUCUGGUCAGAUCAGUUACAUACAAGGCAUUUAUGCUUGUGGGCAAAUUAUAAUUUUUAUGUAAUGCUUAUUAUAUCCAUGGAAUUGGGAACUAAAACGUGCUGUAUUUGUUUAUGCAAAUUAUAAUGUACGUUUAUGCA